Penicillium maclennaniae is the source of this 585-nucleotide messenger RNA. RefSeq lists its product as uncharacterized. Lineage: Eukaryota; Fungi; Ascomycota; Eurotiomycetes; Eurotiales; Aspergillaceae. Gene Ontology annotation, biological process: regulation of DNA-templated transcription. The transcript is spliced from 2 exons. The coding region runs from base 1 to 585 and encodes 194 amino acids. Gene Ontology annotation, molecular function: protein binding; transcription coregulator activity. The record is from RefSeq and is a predicted model, not a curated record. Gene Ontology annotation, cellular component: histone deacetylase complex.
AUGGCUCCUCCGCGCCAGCGCACCGCCGCGAUCGUGGACGACUCGAGGUCCGAAGCCUCCAGCGGCACACGAGAGUAUAAGAGCGCCGCGCCGAAGCGCAAAACCGCCGCUACAGCCAAGGAGAAAGCUACAAUAACCAGUGCGCCUACUAUGCACGACCAUCAAGUCGACGACCAGCCAAGACUCCCUUGGUCCGACCUCCCCUUGGAUAUCCUCCACGCCUACCGCCAUGUCCAUAAACUUCCCACCCCCAGCGCCUUCUCAAACGAUUACUCCCGCGUCGUCCUCUCCCAAGGCGUCGGCCUCCGUUCUCCUACUGCCCUCGCCGCCCGCCGCGCACAAUCUUCCAAAGACCGCAGUGAAUGGAACACAGCCUCAGGCUCACAGACUGAGUCCUCCGUUGACGAUACGAGUCUGCGUCGCAUUAUCGGACAGGAUCGUGUGAGCAAGGAUCAGUUUGCGCUUGUUGUCCGGAGACAUUUUAAUAGUGCUGGGCUCUCGGAGCAGGAGACUAUUGCGAGGUUUCUUUAUACAGUACGCGAGGAGAGGAGGGGACGUCAGUUCCGAUUGAGAUUUCAGCCGUAA